AUUUUUAUGAUCAUUAGUAAAAGUGCUGCACAUUCCAUCAAAAGCUUUCGAAAGUAAAAUAAAUUUUAAGGAUCUCUUACUCUAAUUGGAUUAAUUAGUGGUUGUAUUGGUUUUAUAAUCUUGAAAAAUACUUUUUAUCAACUCAUUUUUUUAGCAGAACUUAUUAUAGCAAAUUUUUUGAUGUUAGUUGUCUUCAUCAAUCAAUAUUUGGCAUCAAAGUAACAAUUGAAUGUACUUUCUAUGUGCUUUUUAAUUAGUGAAACAGAACGAGCAAACAAUAACUAGAAUCUAGGAUUAGAGUAAAUGAUUGAUUUGGGUAAUUUAAAUUUAAUUUCUAGGAUGCCUAUAUAAAGUAUCGACUUGCUCAAAAUUUUAUACCAGAAUAAAAAUAGCUUUUCAUAAUAAUUGUUGUGAAUCAAAGGAUAUCUUUUAUUUUAUCUUGUCUGCUGGGGUUAUUGUUUAAUUGUUCUUUGAAUAGAGUUUUUAAUCAGAUCUUAAUUUCUAUCUUGUUGGUAUACUUUGUUUAACAUCUUUUUGUGAACUUACCUUGACGGCAUUAGGAAUAUUUAUAGAAAUGCCUAGAAGAAUUAGAUAAUAUUAUAAAAUGAAAAUUUUGCAUAGAAGAGCUUCAUAAGUAUAAUUUUAAGUAAUGCAAUCCAUGGAUAAUGGUUCAGUUUUAUUCGAAUCUUUGCUUGAAAAUGAAUAACAAGAUAUUUAGAUCUUAGAGCCACAAGCUGAUCAAAGAUAACAACAAGCCUUACAAUAAAAUUUUAACAUAAACAAUAUUGAAGAAAAAAUUUAAUGCUAAAUAUGUUUUGAAGAAUUAGAGGCUACUGGAAACAUAUAAUAGUUACAUUGUCAUCCUACUCAUAUCUUUCAUUCUGAAUGUAUUUCUAAUUGGUUUUAAAAAAAAGUAUCUUAAAAUUUAUUAAGUAGUUUCAAGAAAAUCUAGUCCCCAGUUGUCCUAUUUGUAGAGCACCCCAAAAUUAAUGAAAACUAUUCAAUCUUGC
This is a messenger RNA of Paramecium sonneborni, 1010 nucleotides long. The record is from the annotation of a GenBank genome assembly. Lineage: Eukaryota; Ciliophora; Oligohymenophorea; Peniculida; Parameciidae.